Messenger RNA from Bombyx mandarina (wild silkworm), 2970 nucleotides. Its product is annotated as RNA cytidine acetyltransferase l(1)G0020. Gene Ontology annotation, cellular component: 90S preribosome; nucleolus. Lineage: Eukaryota; Metazoa; Arthropoda; Insecta; Lepidoptera; Bombycidae. Gene Ontology annotation, molecular function: 18S rRNA cytidine N-acetyltransferase activity; ATP binding; tRNA binding. Gene Ontology annotation, biological process: rRNA acetylation involved in maturation of SSU-rRNA. The record is from RefSeq and is a predicted model, not a curated record.
AUGGUGAAAAAGAAAAUUGAUAAUCGUAUCAGGGUUAUGAUAGAGAAUGGAGUUAAACUUGGCCAUCGCACUAUGUUUCUUCUCAUUGGAGACAAAAGCAGAGAUCAGGUGCCCAUUUUAUAUGAUAUGUUAGUCAAAUCGACAGUAAAGGCUAGACCAACAGUACUCUGGUGCUAUAAGAACAAAGAUGAAGCAAUUAGCAAUCAUGGCCGUAAAAGAGCCAAGAAAAUAGCAGCUGGAAAACUGGAAGUCUCCGAAGAAUCACUGUUUGAUGCAUUCAGAGUGGCCACUACUAUUCAUGGUAGAUAUUAUUCGGAAAGUCAUGCAAUGCUCGGUCAGACAUAUGGAGUUUGCGUUUUGCAAGAUUUUGAAGCUCUCACCCCCAAUUUGAUGGCACGAACAAUUGAAACUGUAGAAGGGGGUGGUCUUAUAAUAUUCUUACUUAAAACCAUGGAUUCUCUAAGACAGCUACAUUCAAUAACAAUGGAUGUACACUCAAGAUUCAAAACUGAAGCCUAUGACACAGUGGUCAAUCGUUUCAAUGAAAGAUUUCUAUUGUCUCUAGCAGAUAACCCUAGAUGUUUGGUACUUGAUGAUUCACUGACGGUUCUGCCGAUAUCAUCCAAAACUGCCCAAAUCGACCCUGUAGAUGCUACACCAGAGCGUGUUAACCCAAAAUUGACUGAGCUCAUAUCAUCACUAUCCGACUCUCCACCUGCAGGACCGUUAGUGGCUUUAACUCGGACAUAUGACCAGGCAACGGCCCUGAUUGCACUCAUCAACACAUUAGCAGACAAGCAAUCAAGGCCUCCGCACUGCUUGACGGCCGCCCGUGGUCGCGGUAAGUCUGCAUGCCUGGGGCUCGCCGUAGCGGCCGCCGUAGCACUCGGCUACGUCAACAUCUACGUGACCUCUCCCCAUCCCGAGAACUUGAUCACCCUGUUCGAGUUCCUACUCAGGGGUCUCGACGCUUGCUUGUACCAAGAGCACAUUGAUUAUAACAUCGUGAGAUCAACGAAUCCGGAUUUCAAGAAGGCCAUUGUCAGAGUCAAUAUCGCUAGGAACUCUAGACAGACUGUACAAUACAUAACCCCAGACGACCACUCACUACUGUCGGCUGCUGACCUGGUGCUGGUGGAUGAAGCCGCAGCCAUCCCGCUGGUGCACGUAGCCGCGGCCGCCCAGAAGGCCCCACUCGCUCUGCUGUCGUCCACUGUCUCCGGAUAUGAAGGCACCGGACGGGCUCUGUCCUUGAAGCUCUUCGCACAGCUACAGACCCAACAUAAUGCCCCCCCUCCGAUAAAACUAGACGAACCGAUUCGUUAUCGCUCCGGGGAUCCAAUAGAAUCAUGGCUGAACUCGCUCCUGUGCCUGGAGGCGCCGCCCCCGUCCAUGGGGGUGGGCGCUCCGCCCCCCGCCGCCUGCGAGCUGUACCGAGUGAACAGGGACGCGCUGUUCUGCUAUCACAAGGCGGCCGAGGCGUUCUUACAUCGACUAGUCUCCAUUUACGUCGCCAGUCACUAUAAGAACAGUCCCAACGACCUGCAGCUGCUGGCGGACGCGCCUGCGCACUGUUUGUUCGUGCUGCUCGCCCCCCCGCCCCGCGCCGCCGCCCUGCCCGAGCUGCUGUGCGUGCUGCAACUGUGCCUAGAGGGAAACAUAUCCGACAAGUCGGUGCGGGACAGCCUCGGCCGGGGUCGCAAGGCUGCGGGCGACCUCAUACCCUGGAACAUCUGCGAACAGUUUGGCGACAAGGACUUCCCGAAGCUGUCCGGCGCCAGGAUCGUGAGGAUCGCCACGCAUCCUGCCUACCAACGGAUGGGGUACGGCAAGAGAGCUCUGCAGCAGCUGGCCGCGUACUACAGCGGAGACAUUCCGUGCCUGGACGAGGACGCCUCCGACGCAGAGACAGACAGACAGACAGACGCACAGAGCACGCUGCAGACAGAGACCAUCGCUCCGAGAUCGAAACCGCCUACUCUGCUGAAACGUUUGACAGAAGUCCGGCCCGAGAACUUGGACUACCUCGGCACGAGCUUCGGUCUCACCGAAGAUCUGUUAAGGUUCUGGAAGUCGCAGAAAUACGUUCCGGUUUAUCUGAGUCAAAAGGCGAACGAGCUGACGGGCGAGCACUCGUGCAUAAUGCUGCGGGCGCUGCGCGACGCCGCGUGGCUGGGCGCCUACAGCGCGGACUUCACGCGGCGGGCGGCGCGCCUGCUGCCACGGACGCUGCGGAGGCUGCCCGCCGCGCUGGCACUGUCCACGCUCGUCACUGACAGCGUCAAAGUUAACAAACCCGUGCUGACAAAGGGCUUGAUAGAGCAGUACCUGACCGGACACGACCUGUCCAGGCUCGAGGCCUACUCCAAGCAACAGGCCGACUACAGGCUCAUCACGGACCUGCUGCAGCCGCUGGCCGAACUCGUCUUCCACACUAAGUCGACCAUCAAGCUGGAUGCAGUUCAGAAGGUAAUCUUCAUAGCAAUGGGAUUCCAAAUGAAAGACGUCGACGACAUAGCGUCCGAACUGGGCCUGCCCGGCUCUCAGAUCCUGGCGAAGUUCUACGAGGCCUCGAAGAAGAUCAACGCAGCUCUGAACGCGGUUCUAGAAGAUUCCGCCGCGAAAGAGAUAGGAAUAGAGGACAAGGCGGCCUCGGGCGCGGCGCAGCCAGUGCAGCAGAGUCUACAAGACGAACUGUCUAAAGCCGCCAAGGAUUUAGAGCGCAAACAACGUAAGGAAUUAUCGAAACUGAUGGGAGAGGAUUUAUCUCAGUACCGCAUCAAGGGGAGUGACCUAGAUUGGGGACAGGCUCUAGCCAGCACCAAACAGAAGACAAUACUGUCCGUCAAAAGUGGUGAGAAGCGUUUAGGUGAAGACAUGAAGGAAAUAGACGAUUUGCUUGACUUGCAGACAAAUAAGAAGAAAAAGAAGAAAAAGAGUUUUAAAAAUUAAUUAAAUUAAAUGUAUAAA